Molecule: messenger RNA, 884 nt
Organism: Hymenoscyphus albidus
Lineage: Eukaryota; Fungi; Ascomycota; Leotiomycetes; Helotiales; Helotiaceae
Source: the annotation of a GenBank genome assembly
AUGUCUUCAAAGCCAAACCUUUCCCUUCCGCUGGAGAUCUGGAACAAGAUCUUGCAGCAAUGUAUCUCGAAUUUCGACCUAGACGAACAAUGGAUGUCGCUCCGUCUCAUCUGUAGCCGCUUCAAGUCAGCUGUGGAACAAUCCUUUGUCAAUAAACAUCUACAGCACAUGGAAAUCAGUUACACUCUUGGUAGUAGACCCACUUGGGAGAUACGAACAACACUAACGAAAUGAUAGGACCAUAUUUUCUGACCAGACCUUCGCGUCCCAAAAUCUAUGAGGCAACGGUCCCUUUCGUAUUCCAAAAAACAGUUUCACCAUAUGGAGCAGAAAGAAAAUUCGCUUACUUUCAUUCUUACGUGGCAGAAGAUCCAACAGUUCUCCCACUAGCCUCAGGCGCCAUCGACGCUCUCCGUCGAGAAUUAAAGGAGGCUAUAGGUCUCUGUGAGCUCUCAAAAAGCAUUCCGAACUUUUUCAAAGCGAUAUCGAUUCGUCCCUUCCAUACCAUCAGCCUUUAUAAUGAUCGCAACGACAUGCCUAUUCCCGGGCUUUACAUUGGACCAGAAUCCUUUGAUCUGAUUCUCGACUGGAAAGCUCUACUCACUCGCUUCUACGGAGAGAAAAUACAUGCAAUGCGUUUGAUGGAAAAAUACAAGCCUGUCAGGCGUAGUUGUCGAAGGGCUUGCAGAAAGGCUACAACUGAGCCGGCUGAUAUAUGGACUCUGACUUACAAAGCUGCGCGUCGAGCAAGAAUCACUAAGAUGUUCAGAAAGAAAAAGAUCCGUUGGAGUUGGAAAAGAGUUGCAAAACAUUGGUCUUUUUUGGAGAGAAGAAAGGUCACUGACAUGUUGUGGCGGCGGCCAACGUUGAGUGCAAUGAAUUAG